CCGGACUCGGCAACCGCGUGUCUUGCUCUUAGUGCGAUUUACACCGCGCACACCGAAAUCGAUCUGAAUAUCGUCGGCGGCAAUGUGCUAGGUUAUGUGGAAAAUCUACUAAAUCGCAUGGUGUGUAGCGGGGAAAUGUGAACCUUAAACGUUGCGGACCCACGGAUACAGAGAAUUUCCACGGAAAGCCACAUCUCAAGCGAAAAAUGAAAUAAUAAAUCAGUUUAAGACUGAAUAAUCCGGUAAAACAACGAAAAUGGAAGAGCAAAAAGACAUACAAUCGUCUGGGAAAAUGAAGGAGAUGUGCUACUUCUUCAGUACGUUCACGGAUCCAUCAUUGGAGAGAUUGUAUCAAAGUUUUAGUGUUAAACAGAAAAGGGCCGGACUAGAAUGUUUCCUGAUCACCGCUAUCCUGUUUGACAUCUACAUGAUUGUGGUUCCAAGUGGACAAGACAUCCUUAUCUACAGCUUUAUGAGCGCGUUCCUUGUAACAAAUCUCGCUCUUUUGCUCUGGUGUAAACGCGGUUUCGAAUCGAAACUCCUCUGGUCCGCGAUACCGCACGUGAGCUGGCACGUGGCCAACGCACAGGUCCUUGCGGCACUCUUCCUCAAAAAGAACGAGGUGACGUCACGCGACAGCCUCGGAUGGGUCCUGCUGUUGGACUACUUGAUUUUCGUCACGUUACCCCUAAGGCUGCGCUACUGUGUUAUACUGAGUGUUGGAACUUGUGCGUCGUAUAUUGCCGCUGUUAUAGGGCUUUCAAAGUCUGAUCUUCAUUUUACACAACAGCACGUCUCCAACUGCAUCCUCUUAUUGACAAGCAACAUAUUGGGGCUCACGUCCUAUUUGGUUGAAGACAAGCAACAGCGAAGAGCGUUUCUCGAAACAAGACAAUCAUUGGAAGUAAAGCUCGUUAUUGAAGAACAAAGCACUGAGCAGGAAAAUCUCCUGCUAUCAGUGCUGCCCGAACACGUAGCGGUCGAGAUGCGGCAGGACUUGGACCAAGCCGAUAGCCAGUUCAAGAAAAUUUAUAUGAACCGUCACGAGAACGUUAGCAUUCUUUACGCUGAUAUUGUUGGAUUCACGGCUAUAUCAUCAACGUAUUCCGCUCAGGAGCUGGUGAAAAUGUUAAACGAAUUGUUCGCUAGAUUUGAUAAACUCGCAGAGCAAACAGCGAAUUCUCCAGUCGACAUGAGAGUGGGGAUACACACAGGCGCCGUUCUUGCAGGGGUGCUUGGCCAAAGACAAUGGCAAUUCGAUGUUUAUUCCAAGGAUGUCGAACUUGCCAAUAAAAUGGAAAGUAGUGGACUUGCCGGUCGAGUUCACAUAUCAGCGACCACGCUUUCUUUUCUAAGUGGCGAAUUCGAAGUCGAGGCAGCGUUCGGGGAGAAGAGGGACGAGGCCUUAAGAAUAGCCGGUCUAAAGACAUAUUUCAUUGUGAAGGUCCUCAAACCAUUUGAACCUGAAAAAUCGGAAGUUCAAAACGGAGGAGGAAUAAUCCCUGAAGACGAUAGUUGUGUUAUAGCUGACAUUACUGCAGAUGUUAAAGAAGUUGAAGCAAAUGGCACCAAUACAAAUAGAUGUAGGACUGAUUCAGCAGACUUUAAAAUUAGGUUAAGAAAAGAACUAGUUAAUAGGGACGGGCACAAGGAGUUGUCCAAGAACACCAAAUUCUUGAGUUUAGCAUUCACAGACCCACAAAAAGAAAAAUCAUAUCAUCAGCACAUAGAAACUUUCAGCAGUUUCUUUCUGCUUAUGUUUUUAAUAGUGAAAAUAGCAAUAGGUUCGACUAUAUUUAUAGUGCUACCCAGCGACUUGACGAUCGAUAUAUCCUAUUGCACGGAAAACGUGGUGUUCGUAGUCUUAGUCAUUAUUGCGAUAGCCGAGGAAUUUCCGGCGUUGUCGAGGUGCUGGAAAGCGUUUAAGGAAUCGAUGACUAUUAGGCGAGUCCUGUCAACUUUGUGCGUUAUACUGCUGGGAUCAGCCAAUAUUGUGGAUACGAUUUCUUGCGUGCAAAUUCAAAAGGCCCCGGAGAAUUGCUCAACAACGGAAGAUAUAAACGCGGCUUGUUUGUAUCCGUCUUAUUUCUCCUACUUCGCGGUCUUAAUUCUGGUCGCCUCGUCGCUUCCGGCUUGUCUAUCCUAUCUCUGGAAGAGUCUGCUUAUGAUUUUAAUUGCGUGCGCUCAAUGUCUUGUCAACAUUGUAAUUUUAGGACCUGCGCUCGACUGCGAGGAGUCCAGAAAACAUUGGACAAGGGUGAGGUAUCCCAAAUUUUUUAAAUAUAAAAUGGAGCAGGUGGCUAGAGUACUUUUCCUAUGGAGAUCUGAAGUGGAGGAGCAAAGAGACUGCGCUGAAGAUAUGCGAAGAAGAAACGAAGCAUUAGUCUACAAUAUUCUGCCCCCGCACGUUGCCGCUCACUUUAUGGGCAACAAAAAUAGAAAUCAUGACGAAUUGUACUCCCAAAGUUACGCAGAAGUUGGAGUUCUGUUUGCAUCCAUGCCUAAUUUUUCAGACUUUUAUUCAGAAGAAACCGUGAACAAUCAAGGACUAGAAUGCCUAAGAUUUCUGAACGAAGUUAUUUCAGACUUUGAUGCUCUUCUCGAAUGGCCUCAGUUCCAAGAUGUAAUAAAGAUAAAGACAAUCGGAUCGACGUACAUGGCCGCCAGCGGUUUAAACCCCACUCGGCAAGUCAAGGUAACUGAAGAAACUUGCGAGAUCCUGCAGUGUUUCGGGUAUCAGUUCGAGCAGCGCGGCCUAGUGGCGGUAAAAGGAAAAGGACAAUUGAUGACCUACUAUUUGCUGGGAAAAGCAGGAAAAAUAACCCCACCUACAGCUCCUGUUUCGCCGAUAAAUGGAUUAUCCACCAUGGAAACUCUAAACGAAGAGGACGAAUCUCACGACAGCCCGACAUCAAAAUCAGACGACAAAACUGUCAUCGAGUGCUCGGAUUCCAAGAUGGAUGAUGAUGUGUUCGCCGAUAACGACGCUUUAUCGACAACGGAUCAGCCCUUCCUCAACAAAGAAGUCGAGCCGAAAGAUUCCACGGAAAAUACUCUUUUGUUAAGUCAUUGUGAUGCCUAAAUUUAUCGUUUUACUUGUUUUCAUUGGCGUGUUGAUUUUUCUGUGAUACUGAGAUAAAUAUAAGCGAAACGGGACAACUUUUUUUCGGUUGUCCUGUGAUAUUACCAGGGUGGUGGAAGUUAACAAAACCUAUCUUUUAUUAUUAAUCCGCGAAAUAAAACUAAAUCAAAUUUGAUACCUUUUUUUAAUAGUUACAUAAAUAUUAAAAAGUUCUCAUAGUAGCGUAUUAU
Messenger RNA from Brassicogethes aeneus, 3312 nucleotides. NCBI's taxonomy places the organism in Eukaryota, Metazoa, Arthropoda, Insecta, Coleoptera, Nitidulidae. The record is from the annotation of a GenBank genome assembly.